GGCCCCGCGCCCCUCCCGCACCGGGCCGGGCCGGGCCGGGCCGGCCAGCGCCGCCGGGCUCGGAGCAGCGCCCGCCCGGCUGCAGACAGAAGAUCAAGGGUGACCCUCCAACAGGAGAACUGGAAGGGGACCUGCAAGGAGCCCUGCCUGCUCCAGGGUGGGAUUUGGCAGCCCUCAGUCACAGUCUCUCAGAGCAUUGGAGGCCCCUGUGGGAGCCAGGAGCAGCUUGUGGUGGACCUGUCAAGCUUGUACCAUCUUAUGGUGGUGCCAGGGCCUCGCUGUGUGCCCAGGCAAGGUGAUGGACAGCAGGGGGGAGAUGGAGGUGGUGAGGAGCACCAAGGGCAGUGCUGCUGGGGAGGUCAGUGUCCACGUGGUCAGCACUGAGAGCACUGUGCAGAGCACCCACCUGCCCACCACUGCCUUCAUCAUCCCAGCAAACGCCACUGCCAUCAACCUUCCCACGAGCACCUUAGAAAUCCAGCGGUUCCCCCGGGAGCCCCAGAGGAGCACAGGGGCUGAGAGGCCAGACAGGGGAGCAGGGAAUGAGCCCAUCACAGCUGCUGUCAUUCCCCAGAUCAGUGGGGUGCAGACCUGCAGCACAGUCCGUGUGCUGGAGUGGAAAGAUGGGGUGGCAACUUUGCCUGGGAGCAACCUGCGGUUCCGGAUUAACGAGUACGGGGCGCUGAAGGUGGUGAGUGCUGACAAGAUGCCUCCUAUGGAAGCUGUAAAGGAGGCUCACCCAGAGAGGGACGGGGACUGCGAGGUGGCACCCCCCAGCAGAGACAAUCCUUCUGUGGCUCAGGAUGUGGCAGAGCAGCCCACGCUGCCGGCGCCAGAGGGGCUGUGCCACUGCGACACCUGCGGCCGCAGACACCUGUGGGACGGGGCCCGCGAGGGCAGGGGCUUCUGCAGCGAGCACUGCCACCAGCAGUUCAAGGAGAGGUCUGUCAUUGUGGAAAACUCUGCCAGCAGCACCAAUGCCACUGAAAUCCUCAAGCCUGUGAAGAAACGAAAGAGGAAGGACUAUCAGAGCCCCUCAGAGGAAGAAUAUGAAUCUGAGCAAAUGGAGGAAAAGCAGGAAGAGAGGAAAAGCUCUGUGGAAGACUCUGCCAUGAGCAAUCUGGAGGCUGAGGCGUGGAACGGGAGCCAGCACGGUGCCAGUGAGGAGAAGAAAGAAGGCUGGUCUUGGGCGUCCUACUUGGAGGAGCAGAAAGCUGUCGCUGCCCCUUUAGAUCUCUUCCAGGAUUACCAAGUAGCUUCCCAGCACAAGAAUGGCUUUAAGGUGGGGAUGAAGCUGGAGGGGAUCGACCCACAGCACCCAUCCAUGUACUUCAUCCUGACAGUGGCUGAGGUCUGUGGCUACCGCAUGCGUCUCCACUUCGAUGGCUACUCCGAGUGCCACGACUUCUGGCUGAAUGCUGACUCCCCUGACAUCCACCCUGCUGGCUGGUUUGAGGAGACAGGGCACAAACUCCAGCCCCCCAAAGGUUAUAAGGAGGAAGAAUUCAGCUGGACAAACUACCUGAAGUUAACAAAGGCUCAGGCAGCUCCUAAGCACCUCUUCAUGGUCCGAAACACUCACGAGGCUUCCCCAGGCUUCAAGGUGGGCAUGAAGCUGGAGGCCGUGGACCGCAUGAACCCUUCGCUGAUCUGCGUUGCCACAGUGACUGACGUGGUGGACAAUCGCUUCCUGGUGCACUUUGACAACUGGGAUGACACUUAUGACUACUGGUGUGAUCCCAGCAGCCCGUACAUCCACCCAGUUGGGUGGUGCCAUGAGCACGGCAAACCUCUCACACCUCCUCAAGAUUAUCCUGAUCCAGACAACUUCACCUGGGAAAAAUACUUGAAAGAAACUGGAGCAUCUGCUGUCCCAGCUUGGGCCUUUAAAGUGCGCCCACCCCACGGCUUCCUGGUCAACAUGAAGCUGGAGGCAGUGGACAGGAGGACUCCUUCCUUCAUCCGAGUGGCCAGUGUGGAGGAUGUGGAAGAUCACAGGAUAAAGGUCCAUUUUGAUGGCUGGAGCCACGUGUAUGAUUUCUGGAUUGAUGCAGAUCAUCCAGACAUCCAUCCCAUGGGCUGGUGCUCAAAAACAGGACACCCAUUGCAGCCUCCUCUCAGGCCAAAGGAACCAGCCUCCUCUGCCCAUGGGGGCUGCCCAAGCCUGGGCUGCAAGAGCAUCCCUCACUCCAAGAGCUCCAAGUACAGCUUUCACCACAGGAAGUGUCCCACGCCGGGCUGCGACGGGUCAGGCCACGUCACGGGGCGGUUCACGGCCCACUACUGCCUCUCAGGGUGCCCGCUGGCAGAGAAGAACCAGGGCAGGCUGAAGGCCGACCUGUCUGACACCGAGGCCUCCACCCGCAAGAGGAGCCCCAUGGGUUUCCCUCAGCGCAAGAAAUCUCGGCACCACGGGAGAGGGAGACCUCCAAAGUACCGGAAGAUGCAGCAGGAAGACUUCCAGACUAUUUCUUCAGACAACAUGCACCAGUCACUCUUCAUGUCUGCCCUGUCUGCCCACCCCGACCGCUCCCUGUCCCUGUGCUGGGAGCAGCACUGCAAGCUGCUGCCAGGGGUGGCUGGCAUCACAGCAGCCACGGUGGCCAAGUGGACCAUUGAUGAGGUUUUUAGCUUUGUGCAGACUCUGACGGGUUGUGAGGACCAAGCCAAGCUCUUCAAGGAUGAGAUGAUCGAUGGCGAGGCGUUCCUCCUGCUGACACAGGCUGACAUCGUCAAGAUUAUGAGUGUCAAGCUGGGCCCAGCACUCAAGAUCUACAAUGCCAUCCUCAUGUUCAAGAAUGCUGAUGACACCUUAAAGUGACUUCUCUUGGCCCAGCUGGGACCCUCCCUCAUCACUGGUGCUGCCAAACUGUCUGGUCAGGACAGGGAUUCCCCCAGCCAGCUGCAGCUUGUCACGUCCUGCUCGUGUCCUCCCGGGUGCCACAUCUCCACUCUGCCACCAGUCCAUCUCCCAUCCUCUUCCUUCCAUGCUGCCCUUCUGCAGUGCUGGCCCAGGCUGGCCCCAGGCCUCGGGGGUGCUUGCAGGGAAGGAGGGUGGACGUGGCACUGGUCCAUCUUAGUGCCACAGCUGCCCCCACGUCCUGCUGUGCCUGCCCCAGCUCGGGGGGGCUGGGGGAGCCCUGUGGAGGGGCUGACACCCACUGAGUCACCCAGGCAGGGGAAGGGACUGACUGCCUGCAUCCAUUCUCACACCCACUUCAAGGCUGCUCUUGCCUUUGCUCAGCAGCUGAGAGAGAUUUGGGGUUUUUCCCUCUGUGUGAUCCUCUGGGGGUAUUUGUGCUUAUACUGUUUCCAAGGGAAGUUCUUUAGGAGCUUCUGCUCAUUUUGCCUUUUCUCUGAAUUCUUUUGACUUUCCCUUUUUAAGGCCAGUUGAUGACUGCUUUGCCCCUGCACUGCACUGCAAACCAGUGGUCACCUCUUGCCCCUUCAGGGAGUCCUGGCUGUUGCUCUGCCCACGACCAGCACCUGUGCUUUAUUCCUCUUUCCUGGAAUGCAGCAGCCCCAGGGCAGGACCAGGGCUGGCUGGGUGCAGAAAAGGCUCAAUUUCUUCUUAAGCUUUAGACUGUUUUGUCCAGCACUUCUCUGAGAGAAAGGAUGCUUGGAUAGCUUGUUCCCCUUGCACCUAUUAAAGACUCCUUUGCAAAGGAAGUCGGGUCCUCUUUGGUCCUUGCACUAGGAGCAAGGCCCUCUCUAGGGUGGAGACAGCUGCCAAGGACAAGAAGCAUCCAUUGCUCCAGCAGGCAGAUCCUCAGUUGCUUCUGAAGGCAUUCCUGAGUUGGCUGAGUUGAUUCUGCCAAGCUGCCUUCUCCCCCCUCUUUGCCCUCACAAGGCACCCAAGUUCUGCUAUCUGAAGAGCAGGAUCUUCUGCUGUCCCUGGAUCCCUUAGCUGCAGAGCUAAAAGAAAUCCAGCACUUUGCUGGUUUGUUUCUAUCCUUUUCAGAACAUAGCACCUUUCCAGCAGGGCCAUAGGCAGAUUGGGAAUGCUCAUGUUACACUGUCCCUUGUAAUGGAGGAGGGACCAAAGGGCUGCAGAGCCAGAAAAGCCACCAUUCCUGGGGGUCCUGGCAGAGUCCCAGCAGCUUCGAUAGGUCCCUGUGCCUCCUGGCAGUCCCCACACUGCUCUCCAUGGUAUCUGAAUCCUCCCACACCUGCUGUGGGAGCUGUUGCAGCAAGGGGUGGCUGUGCCAUGCUGGAUGAUGGCCACUUGCCCAGAUGGCCAGGCCCCUGCCAUGGGGCUCUCCUUAGGCUGCAGCUGGUCCCUUCCCUCCUUUCCCAUUCCCAACAAUCACUUUCCAGGAAUAAAACAAUUUCCCCCCUUUCCCAGUGCCCAAAAACAGGGAUGCAGAGAUGUGAGCAAGUGCACCAGCAACGUGUCCUGGAGCAGCGCUGCCUUGGGAGCCACUGCCACCUCUGAAUCAACCUCUUUGAGGCUUCCCAUGGAAAUGUAGCAUUUUGACUCUGUUAUUGAAUAUUUGGGGUCAGGUUUGACCUUCUCUUGAAACGUCUGCUGCUUGCUCUUCACACAGGACUUGCAACUUGUCCAUGUCUUUGUUUUUUUUUGUUUUUUAUAAUUGCUUGGGUUUGAUUUAGGCAGCUUUCCCUCUCCUUUUCUUUCUUAUGUCCUUACAUCUCUUCAGUGUGGCCAGCUGUGGAGAGAGGCAGUGGGAAGGAGCAGCUGUGCCCCUGGGUCCCAGAGUCACUCCCCAAGCCACCCUUCAUCUGCAGGAAGUGGUGUGGAAGUUGGUUUCUUCAGCUGAUAGAGUCUCUUUCUGGGCCACUGUGUGCUGGGGGACAAGAGGAGCCCUGGCACCUUCAGCCCAGGCUGUGAGACUUUUCCAGGUGUGAUCUGGAAUAAAAAGGCUCCCUCACACUGGAGACAGCCCUUGAGCUUGCAAGGACCCGACUUAGGAAAGCUUAGUUCUCAUCUGCUAUAUUGCCACGUGUGAAGUUGUUCCUCCUGCUGGGGAAGGGACUGAGCACCACCCCAGGGUGCUGGGAGAGGAGCUGCUACCCAGGCAUCAAAUCUGAAACUGCUGUGAAGGAGGGAGAGCCUUGUGUCUCACAGGGCUGCCUGGCAGAGCAGCGCUGGUGAGGAGCUCAGAAGAUCCUGCUGAAGGGGAAGAUGAGCCAUGAGCCAAGCCCUGGCUGUCCCCAGGGCUGGCUACAAGCAGCACCACCAGCUCUUGCUCUGCUGUUGGGUGCAGCCGAGCCCUGCACUGCCUGGGCAGCAGCCACACAGGCAGAGGUGCAUCCCUCACUGCCCUGGGCUCUCCUCAGCUCCCUCUGCAAAACAUGACCUGACCUGAGUGCCAGGGUGCUGCCCCUCGUCUGGGGUCUGGUCCCCACUGGUCUGAGCUCUGUGCCAGGAGCAGCUGUCAGGACUGGCAGGGGGUGGGAGAUGGGCUGUGCCACACCUGCUGGAUUGAGCAUCGCUUCCUCAGUCUCUCAGGCUGAUGUGCCUGUUGGGGUACAAAGCUGCUGGAUUUGUCUGGAUGAGGGAGUUACAGGGUUUGUUGGUGGUCAAGGGCUAUUUACUGUUAAAACUUAUAACCUUCUGUGUCCUUUAAAACCAAACCCAAAGCAUCGUGUACGUGUGGAUGGGUGAUUGUGGGAGUACCAUGACGCCAUUCCCCUGCUGUUGGUGUGUUUCUGUUUUAGGGUGGGGGUCUCUGGGGCUGUGGAGGCAGCAGACACCCAUCCCAGGGUCUCAUGUGAUGUGUCCUCUGUGAGCAGUUGUCCCUGGUGCCAGCAGGGAGCCCAAGAGAAGGAAGGUUUGCUGCACCCCUGGCCUUGGUGGUUCCUCCAUCCCCACAGAGCAUUGAGUGGGAGUUCCCCCUCAGGGACUGUCAAGGACAGCUGUAACCAAGGCAGAAGCACCAAAGUUUUCUGUCCUUCCCCUGUUGCCUGACCAGAUUCCUCACAGGGAUGUUCACUGCUGUGUCACUGAGAAGCCAGACAGGACAGUGAGCUGGGUCUGGCCCACAGGUUUCCCUCUGGGCAUUUCUGUGACUGCAGCCAGCACUUCUAGGUCAAUGAAGAGUUCUUCAAGUGGAAUGUUUUUCUGAGUGGAGGUCCCCAAAUCUCUGUUUCUGCCAUUCCUGCCCCUGCAGCUGGUGUUGGGAGGGCUUAGCUUGAGCCAUGGGAGAGGUCCCCCUACAUGCUCCAGCCUCAGCUGUGGGGUGUCUUCUGGGGGGGCUGGUCUGCAUCUGACUCUGGUAUGUGGGAGCAGUUGGACACUCUUGGGAAACUGAUUCCUCCUCCUUAUGGAAAUGGGCAGCACUGGGACAAUGCAAGCCAAGGUCUCCAUUUCCAUGAGAGCAGCCAGCCUGGAGCUCAGCAGGGAGGGCAGCCCUGCCUGUCCCUGCAGAGCACAGCUGCCCACCCUGGCCUUCCUCUGCUGCUUUCCAUGGCGAUCACAAGCACUUUUAGAAGAGAACAGCACCCUCCAAAUGGUCCAGGAGGGCUGGGGGCUUAGGCAGCUGCUGCCUGCAGGGGCACAUCUGGGCCCAUGGGUGCAAUGAGGGUGCUGGAGGAGGGAGCCAGGAGAGGAGGGGAACCUCCUCAUCCUCCAGGAGGUUCCUCAUUCCUCAUCUUCCAGGAGAGCUCCUGCUGGAUGCUGGAGGGCUGCAGCUUGACUCCCUUCUUCCAGCCCAGCCCUUCCCUCUGGGGCCUGAGGCUUGCUCAUCCUUGGAGGGGGGAAUGGGGGCCAUAUUGUGGAGGGAGUGUGAUUAUGAUAACAAAAGCUUUUUUGCACUUUCAUUCAUUUUGCACUCUUUCUUAAUUUCUUUUUUUCUGUGUUUUUGAUAUUGGCGCCUCCUCUCUGUGUUUUCAUAAUGAAAAUCUUUCUGUUGUACCCAGUGCAGCUAUUCUGGAACUGUGUGUCCUGAAUGUACAGAGAUUUAAAGGCUCUAUAUAUAUAAAUUUAUAGUGGUACAAAAGUAAAUUUAUAUAUAUAGAUGAUGGUGUGGUGUGUUUUGUCAGUGUUUUAAAAUAAUAAACAAAUGUGAG
This is a messenger RNA of Oenanthe melanoleuca, 7029 nucleotides long. It is a transcript of the gene L3MBTL1, whose product is annotated as L3MBTL histone methyl-lysine binding protein 1. The record is from RefSeq and is a predicted model, not a curated record. NCBI's taxonomy places the organism in Eukaryota, Metazoa, Chordata, Aves, Passeriformes, Muscicapidae. Bases 299 to 2821 code for a protein of 840 amino acids. Gene Ontology annotation, molecular function: protein binding; zinc ion binding. The transcript is spliced from 23 exons. Gene Ontology annotation, cellular component: nucleus. Gene Ontology annotation, biological process: regulation of DNA-templated transcription.